Messenger RNA from Sycon ciliatum, 3057 nucleotides. RefSeq lists its product as uncharacterized. Gene Ontology annotation, molecular function: acid phosphatase activity; metal ion binding. NCBI's taxonomy places the organism in Eukaryota, Metazoa, Porifera, Calcarea, Leucosolenida, Sycettidae. The transcript has 12 exons. Bases 364 to 1857 code for a protein of 497 amino acids. The record is from RefSeq and is a predicted model, not a curated record.
GACCUCUUUGGCCGUUGGAAAGCGUACCGUACAUGUAGCAGAAGAUGCGAGUGAAUCAGUCUUUAUCAGGUAUCCUGGGGCGAACGAGAUACUACCACCGACUAGUACUAGUGACGGGUAGUCCGCAGAACUCCGCGCACAUGUACAUAAUCAUUAUGCAUGUUACGAAGUCAUGACCUCUGGAUUUCAGCAGCCAAUACUGUGCAGGCUAUGGAUAUUGCUGAUAGGUAGAGUUGAUGUCCGGUCAUGAUGGAAGCAGAGGUGCAGCUACUGGAGAGAUGAGCUGAUUAUUUGCAGGGUGAGGCCAGGAAGGGUGACAUCGGCUGGACGAGUAGGACUACUUGAUUACGAAGACAGCUGAACAUGAUAAUUUUUUCAAAGACUGGUUCCUUCAGUGAGUUGCAAGUCACCUGGGUUUCAACCGAUGUAUCCAAUCAGGGCCCUUCUCUCUGGUAUCGCAAGCAAACUGAUCCUGAUAGCAAGGCAGUGAAAAAGCAGGCAGCAGCCACCACGUACGCAGCUGGUGAUAUGUGUGGAGGAGGAGCAGCCAUUGUUUAUCCGAAUGCAUUCCGCAGCCCGGGAAUCAUUUACAGUGCUGUUAUGACGGGUCUUACACCAAACACUGCGUACACGUACUGGUAUGGCACUGACUGCAGCUCCACACGUAUCCUAUCACCAAAACGAACAAUAACAUCUCCCCAGCCUGUAACAAACACAGGGGAACAAACAACAUGUCGUAUGAUUGCCUUUGCUGACAUGGGUGUGUGGGGUGGCAGCCACAGUUUGCCCACUGACAGCACAGCCAAGUCUGUUGUGGACUUAAUCCAGCGCAUGUGGAUCAACACCGGCAAGAAAAUCGAUAUGAUCGCCCAUGUUGGCGGCAUCUCCUCUGCAGCUGGCAGGGGAUAUGUCUGGGAGAGGUUCUUUUAUCUCAUUGAACCCAUAGCAACACUAGUUCCAUACCAUGUUGGCAUAGGAAGCCCUGAAUAUGGCCACAGAAGUACACCAUCACAUAGAGAUCCCAGUGGAGCAAGGGUCAGCUACAACCCAGGCUGGGGUAACUAUGGCGACGAUUACUCUGACGGAGAAUGCGGCGUUCCCGUGUCGAAGAGAUUCCACAUGCCCCAAUCUCCAGGAAGCAAUGGUGUGUUCUGGUACAGUGUGAAUGUAGCUAAUGUACACUUUGUCAUGAUCAGCACGGAACAUGACCUCAGCCCUGGAUCUGUGCAGUACAACUGGUUGAAAUCUGAUCUCGGAGCUAUCAACCGGGCUACCCAACCAUGGGUCGUUGUUGCUGGUCAUCGACCACUCUACAACAAUGAGAAACGUCAAAAAGAUGAUGAUCUACCAGUGCAGCUGAAACUGAGGGAGAUCCUGAAUCCGGUCUUUGCAGAGUUUGAUGUCAACCUCUAUGUGUGUGGUCACUACCACAACUAUGUUCGCACCACACCGAUAUCAAGGAAUGGCAGUGUGACGUCUGUGGGUACUGUACACGUCACUGUCGGUACUGGUGGUGCUGAUCUUGGUUCAGGCCAGUAUCAUCCUGUUCCCUGGGUUGCAAAGAACUUGACGACAUUUGGAGUGAUUUCUAUUGAAACAGUGGGAAUAGAGAGGAUGAUUGUACAGUUUGUGAGCAGCAGUGGAACAGUGCUGGAUUCCAUCGUCAUGAACCCGCUGUCAUAUGGCACUAGCAAACCCUCAACGACACAGCCACCUGCCACUAUGAAGCAACUGCCCCAAUGCACAUGUCAUGUCACUGGCAUAUCAGCAGGUAGCAGUGAUUCCCUGCCUAGUACUUACACUGUAGUGCUAGUACACACUCUCUGCCUCACCUACAUGAUCAUGAUCAUGACUUGAAGCCGAAGGAAGUCUGUUAGUCCAAACAAUAAUACAAAUGCUUUGCUGCAUGUACAGCAGAUUGUGCACACGGGAUUUCGAGCAAAAACCUGGCGAAAUGUCCUAGCAUUGACCAUAUGCAUGUAGACACUGAACAAUAUUCUCAAUACUCACUGAGUUAUACUGAUGUUCCUUUAUGAUAUUGAAGACAAGGGCAUAGUGGAUACUCAUAGUGCCAGAAGAAUGUUUUGAGUAGAAUUGACGAAUAUUCAAACUAGAGCUGAAAGUCUGUAUAGUGCAAGGGAGCAUGCUCCACACUUGCCUGCUGAGUGACACAUUGUCUGUGCUUCUUUAUUAUAGUUACAGAGGCUGUGCGCCUUAAUCUGCAAUAGUGCUCAAAUGUUGAGCAACAACAAAAAACAGCCCUAUUUACUUCCUUUUGUGUACCUCUUGUGUAAUAUUAUAACUAUUAUGUUUGUGCAACAUGACACGUGCUGCUACAUGACUUAUAUGUAUGUAGAUGCAUGUAUAUAAAAUUUGCCUGAUGAUCGUAGCAAUACGUGAAACUCAGAGUUGUAACAAAGCUUCCAAACUCUCUCUUGUAUAAAUUCUGAAAGCAUUCCGAGAGUCUGUGUAUAAUAAACUUCAAAAAGUAAUAAAACAAGUCACUGAUUUUGUCUUCACUGUUAUUGGCACACAAAGAGACCAAGCAAAUUGUGAACCUGAUAAUGCCUUUUGUACUAUUAUUUCUCAAGCCAAUACAUGGUUAUACAUUGUAGCUUUAAUAUAGUGUGACGAAGCACAACAAUGUCGAUUUAUACAGCUCAUUGGCAGUGAAAUGAUGAUGAAACGUACAUUACUUGUGUACGUUUCAUCGCUUCUUUGUCAUAUUAUUACCAUAUCUGGACUGAUUUGGUAUGAAAGGCCUCUUCAGGUUCACACCGGCAUUUCUUCUUCUAAUCGUGCAAUGUAGUUUCUUCCAACUAAGUCUCUAUUCUUCAUCAUUAGCUUCAGCCGCUCUGAACCUACCCAGAGCUACGUCUCGUUACGCCUGAAUGCUAUUUCAUUUUUGGCAGCAGACAGAUGGAACAUGCUUCCAUCUGGAUGUCGUCAAGCUAAGCCCCUUUCUGCAUUUGUCACAAGCACCAAAUCAGUCCUAGGGUUCCCAGUAAAAAGGCAACGCCUGUUGGGAGUUCCCUAGUAAAAUAAUAAAUUCUACUA